Molecule: messenger RNA, 483 nt
Organism: Nannospalax galili (Upper Galilee mountains blind mole rat)
Lineage: Eukaryota; Metazoa; Chordata; Mammalia; Rodentia; Spalacidae
Product: potassium/sodium hyperpolarization-activated cyclic nucleotide-gated channel 2-like
Exons: 3
Coding region: 1-483 (160 amino acids)
Source: RefSeq, a predicted model, not a curated record
AUGGGGGUGGGGGCAGAGGAAGGACAGGGACCCACCCUACUGAGUCAAGGCCUAAAGUGGGGUAUUCUCCGGCUGUCAGGAGGGGACGGAGUGCAGAGCAACCUGUGCGGUCUGGGGAACCCAGGGACGGAUGAGGAGCUCGGGGUGAGGCCGAUUCUCCCACACUGCCCUCGGGUCUGUCUCCCUUCUCAUCUCCCCAGGCGCCCAAGGCUUCUUCCUUCCUGUCGUCUCAGGCCCCCUCUGGGCCUUCUCCCACGGUCUCCGGGCCCGGGCCCCCCACUUCGCAGCGGGGCCCCCUCCCGCCGCAGGCCCCGACCACCCGCGCUCCGGCCGGCGGACCCUCCUCUGCGGGCUGCCGACCUCGCGGGGCCGGCCUGGCCUGCUACGCGCCCUGCGGGGCGGCGGACUCUCGGCGCGGCCCCUCACCCGGGCGCACGGACUCGGCGGGCCUCACUCACCGCAGCGGCCCGCGCCCGUAGAUAG